AUGCUUCGGGUUUGUCUGAGAGGAGCCAGGGCCACAGCCCGGAAGAGCUGUGGAAGGACUCCUCUGACUAACCUACAACACACCAGGCACUACACCUCCGGAGAGAGCAGCGGUGCUCCCAAAGUGGUGGCUGCUGGCCUGUUGAUGGUGAGCGGCGGCAUCGGAGGCACCGUCAUCUACGCCAAAUGGGACCCAAAGUUCAGAGCGGCAGUGGAGAAGAACGUCCCGUACACCGACUGGCUGCUGGGUCUGGCCCUCGGACCGGCCCCUAAGGAUGUCCCGCCCGCCUCCAGGAAGCAGGUGGAGUCAGGCCAGCAUCCCUCUAUGAUGGAACAGCAGAUGAAAGCUCCCAAAGCGGCACUGGAGAAGAAGAAGGAGCCCAAAGAGGCCGUUCCCGUGGCAGCGCCGCCUCUACAGAGCAUGGAGGAGGCUUCAGUAGAGGCUACGCAGAUCAUCUCGGCCAUCAGCGAGGUCACAUCAGUCCCGGCCCCCUGCGACACCGAGGCGGCCGGAGCCCGAGAGGAAUGCGCCGAGUGCCACGAUCACAGCGCCGCCCCGGAGGCCGCCGCCGCCGCCGCCGCUGUCCACCCCGAGACGGAGUCCCCCGGGACGGCGGAGCCACUGACCGAGCGACCGGCCGAAGAAGUGACGGCCAGACUGGCCCUACAAGACCAGGCCGAUCGGGACAAAGUCACAUCGCUGUCGGCCAGUAUCGAGGACUCGCUGGCCAGCUCGGCGAAGGCCACGCUGCAGGCCAUCGGAGCGCAGGAGGCCGCCCUGCAGGCCAUCGUGCAGCACACCAACAAACUGAAGGAGGCGAUGGAGGCCGAGGCUCCGUCCGAGGAGUGGAAGAAUCUGGAAGCUGCUCUCACCGACAGGACCUCUGCCGUGAACGAAGCCAGAGCUGCUCAGCAGAAAGCAAAAGAGGCUUUAGACGGGCUCAGAUCAGUGAUCGAGGACUCCAAAGGGCUGAAGGUUCCCGACGCGCGCCCACUCAUCUUAGCCGCCGAGGAGAACCUCCACAAAAUGGUUGUGGACUUGGAUAAAACCAUUGCUAAGGUUCAGUCUGCAGAGUCCGAGGCGAGGAUUGUGUCCCAGUACAGUGAGCUGGUUAAUGAAGCCAAGCAGCAGUUUCAGAGGGAAGUAACCAGUCUGACCCCAGAGAUCCAGGCCAACUGGAAAGGCCUUACCGGUAAACUAUCGACGGAUGACCUGAACGCCCUGAUCGCCCACGCCCACCGCCGCAUCGACCAGCUGAACCGAGAGCUGGCCGAGCAGAGGGUCCGGGAGCAGGUCCACAUCGAGGCGGCGCUGGAGCAGCAGAAGCUGGAGGACCAGAGAGCCCUGGAGAAGAGCGUCAGCAACGCACUGCUGCACGUGAAAGAGGAGGCCCGGCUGGAGCAGGAGAGAAAGAUGGCGGAGGUACGGGAAGUGAUGGAGGCAGAAAUGAGGACUCAGCUCCGGCGGCAGGCCGCUGCUCACACAGACCACGUCCGAGACGUCCUGAAGGUCCAGGAACAGGAGCUGAGAGCUGAGGCUGAGCAGGUCCUGGGCAGCAAGAUGCUGGAACAGGAAACGCGCUAUCGUCAGCUGACUCAGGAGCAGCUGGAUAACUUCACUCUGGACAUGAACACUGCCUACGCACGGCUAAAGGGGAUGGAGGAGGCCAUCGACAGCCACCUGGUCGCGGAGGACGAGGCCCGCAAGGCCCACCAGCUGUGGCUCUCUGUGGAAGCCCUGUCCUACGCCCUGAAGACGGCCGGCGCCGACGCGCCCACCAUGCCCCUGGAGCCGGCCGCCCAGGCCGUGCGCGAGUGCUGCGGCGGGAACGACUUUGCGUCCUCGCUGGCCUCGGCGCUCCCAGAAGAGUCCCUGCAGCGCGGCGUGUACAGCGAGGCCUCGCUGCGCGCACGCUUCAACUCGCUGCGCUCGCUGGUCCGCCGGGUCGCGCUCAUCGACGAGUCGCACAACUCCCUGUACCAGUACUUCCUGUCCUACCUCCAGGCCGCCCUGCUGUUGGAGGCGGCGCAGGAGGCCCCGCCCCAGCAGCUGAGCGGCGGAGACCUGGACCCCUUCCGGCUCCUGUCCUACGCCAGCUACUGCCUGGAGCACGGGGACCUGGAGCUGGCGGCCAAACUGGUGAACCAGCUGACCGGCGAGGCCCGGAGGGUGGUGGAGGACUGGCUGACCGAAGCCCGGCUCACGCUAGAAACCAGGCAGGCGGUCAGCCUGCUCUCGGCCUACGCAAACGCAGUGGGCCUAGGAACCACCCAGGCUCCCUAG
This is a messenger RNA of Menidia menidia (Atlantic silverside), 2283 nucleotides long. The record is from the annotation of a GenBank genome assembly. Lineage: Eukaryota; Metazoa; Chordata; Actinopteri; Atheriniformes; Atherinopsidae.